UUUAGUGUAGGAUCUCCCUUGGCGUCAACAGGUGUGGGAAGUUUCCGCCUUCCCCUCCUCCUCCUCCUCCUCCUCCUGCCCGUAAUUAGCGGCUCCUGAUGUCGGGAUGUCUCUGGCCAGGGUGGGUCACGCUGCCACGCAUCGCCACUCGAGCGAGACAACACAGGCUAUCUUGGGAGAGCAUACUCUGGCUGGAGAAAGAAUGCUCAGGAUGCCCAGCUGCCUCCAAAAGCUGACCAGGGUGGUGCUCAGCCACAAGCCCUGGGCCCUGUUUAUCCUCAUUGCUGGCUUUGUAUCCUUUGCCUACACCAAGUUGUACUGGGGCGUCUGGGAGGACCCAAAGAGCAGAGCCCCCACCUACGGCUUGUCUGCUGAGAUCAGCUGUGCUCACUAUGUGCCUUCUGCCCUCGACAUUGCUGCUGGGUCCUCUCCUCCCACAGGAAACGUGUUUUUUGUGGAGACCUCAGAGCAAACUUCCCCAAGUUACCUGUUCUCGUGCUCUGUGGAGUCAGCGGCCAGGACACACCCCACGUCAAGAGUUGUGGUGCUCAUGAAAGGCUUGGCCAAAGGGAAAGCCUCCUUACCCGAGCACUGGGCUUUCUCCUUGCUGAGUUGCUUCCCCAACGUGGAAAUCCGGCCCCUGGACUUGACAGAGCUCUUUUCUGGAACGCCUCUGCAAAGGUGGUACUUAUGGCCACUGCGGCACUGGGAGCCUUAUUUUUUACCUGUUCUCUCUGAUGCCUGCAGAAUCGUCCUCAUGUGGAAAUUUGGUGGCAUCUACCUGGAUACAGACUUCAUUGUGCUGAAGAACUUGGAGAACCUCACCAAUGCCCUUGGGAUUCAGGAUAACCGUGAACUGAAUGGGGCCUUUCUGUCCUUUAAGGCCAAGCACAAAUUCAUGGAGCUUUGUAUGCAGGACUUUGUGCAGAAUUACAAUGGCUGGGUCUGGGGGCACCAGGGCCCAGGGCUCCUAACUCGCGUCUUCAAGAAGUGGUGCUCCCUCAGGACUCUCAAGAGUAUGAACUGCAAAGGUGUGAGUGCUCUUGCCCAAGAAGUUGUUUAUCCUAUUCCCUGGCAGGACUGGAAGAAGUUGUUUGAGGCAGUCAGUGCCUUGGAGCUUGAGAAACUCCUUAAGAACACCUAUGCAGUGCACAUUUGGAACAAACUGAGCCACGGGACCAAGUUAGAGAUCCCCUCCCAGGCUCUGCUGGCUCAGCUCUAUGCCCAGUUCUGCCCUGCCACCUAUGCAAAGAUGAAGCAGGACUCUGAAGAGGUGUCCAGGCGUGCAGUGUGACCUGGAGCCCUUGGCUGCAGGGAUGUUCCCCAGGCGGAAGGAAACCGAGUGCCUUUGACCUACCCCAGAGUUGGUUUUUAGUCCCCAGAGCCAGUGUUCUGUGUGACAGCUCUGUGGUUUUGAAACUGAUAUUCCUGAUAUCUGACUCAGGUCCUUUGUGUUUCAAAUUUACAGCAGAACCUGACUUCAGCCUCUCUUGCUGUCCUUCACAGGACCUGCUGCUCAGCAUCCCUCGGCUGGUGCUCUCUUGCUGUUCUCCAGUGGUUCGUCCUGUGAAUCCCAACCUGAGCAGCCCCUUGUGAUGAUUCCACAGCUGUAGGAACCCUUGGCUUGCUCUCUGUGGCAUUUCUGAGUUUGUGGAGCGAUACCAGGCAAUGCCAAAGGGCACAGAACAGAUUGCUGGGGCUCAGAGCAGAAUUCCAUGGCUGGCAAAGAUUCUUAACACGUGGGGAAAUACAUGAAGCAUAUAUGAAAUUUGCUUUAAGAAGCAGCAAACAGUUGAGAUCCCUGCGCAGCUCAGUGUGAAGUUGUUCUAAACUUCAUAAGUGAGAAAAGUUCAAAUGCUGCUUCCUACUGCUUCUGAUUCCCCAGCAGUGGGAUGACUUGUCUGGGACUCCUCCGGAAAACAAAUAGACAAAAGCAGUUCCUUGAGGAGCAGAAAUUAUUAAGGUCCUUGCUCUGCUGAAGUAUUUCUUGUGGAUACCAACAUCUAAGCAGCCAUUGUCCCACUCUGAAGGGGCUCAGCAUUGCCUGUUUCUGCAGUGCUGUGAGGAGGAUUACAUCCCUUUCAUUGGGACAUUGGGCCCAUGGUGGAAGUCCAGAGGACAACAUGUCCACAUCAACAGGAGGACCAGGUGCAGGACUCCAAGCAGUGUCCCCAGGGACAAAACUAAAAACUCACAAGCAUAUGAAGGUUGGAAAAGACCUCCAAGAUCAGAGAGUCCAAGCUUCAAUUCUGUAUGACCAUACCCACUGGCCUUUAUCCCAAAGUGCCACGUGUACUCAUUGUUUGGAGCACUUCCAGGAAUGCUGACUCCAUCGCUUCAGUUGGGAGCCUGUGGCACACAGUGCUAAGCACGCUGAAACUUUUCCUCAUAUCUGAGCUGAACCUACCAUGGUGCUGGGAGUGCUGCAUCCAGCCCUGGGAUCCCAGCACAGCAAGGACAGGGAGCUGCUGGAGCCAGGCCAGAGCAGGGACACCAAGGGGAUCAGAGGGAUGGAGCAGCUCUGCUGGGAGGAAAGGCUGAGGGAACUGGGAGUGUUCUGCCUGGAGAGGAGAAGGCUUUGGGGUGAUAUAAUCAUGGCCCUCCAGUGCCUUAAGGGAGCUUAAAGGAAAGGUGCAGAGAGACUCUUUGCAAGGGCCUGCAGUGACAGGACAAGAGGGAAUGGCUUCCCACUGACAGAGAGCAGGUUUGGAUUGGAUAUGAAGAAGCAAUUCUUCCCUGUGAAGGUGGUGAGGCCCUGGCACAGGUUGCCCAGAGAAGCUUCCUAUCCCUGGAAGUGUCCAAGGCCAGGGUGGAUGGGUCUCGGAGCUGCCUGGGAUAGUGGAAGGUGUCCCUGUCUAUGGCAGGAGGGGUGGCACAAGAUGAUCUUUAGCGUCCCUUCCAACCCAGACCAUUCCAUUGAUUUCCCCUCAUCCUGUCCUUGGUUCCCUGGGAGCAGAGCCUGACCCCCACCUGGCUGCACCGUCCUGUCAGGGAGGUGUGGAGAGCAAUAAGGUCCCCCCUGAGCCUCCUUUUCCUCCAGGUUCAACAGCCCCAGCUCCUUCAGCGCUCCUCAUCAGCCUUG
Messenger RNA from Taeniopygia guttata (zebra finch), 3082 nucleotides. RefSeq names its product alpha 1,4-galactosyltransferase (P1PK blood group) (gene A4GALT). The record is from RefSeq and is a predicted model, not a curated record. Gene Ontology annotation, molecular function: galactosyltransferase activity. Lineage: Eukaryota; Metazoa; Chordata; Aves; Passeriformes; Estrildidae. Gene Ontology annotation, biological process: glycosphingolipid biosynthetic process.